AUCCGAACUUCAGCCUUGCGGUCAAGACAGAUCACAACUAGUCUCCAUCAUAAACUAUUUCUGGAGAUAUUCUGAAGUUGUGACAAUUCCUAUUUUAUUGCAAAGUAAAAUAAAAACUUCUUGGGAUAAAUAAAUAAUUCUUCUAACCUUUGAACUGUGGUGCGUUUUCCAAACACCGGAGCUUUUUGAGAGUCCUUGAACGCACCGUGAGCUCGAGGCUGGUCAGUGAGCGUCGCGGCUGUAAACAGUCUGAGCUCCGGGUGGAUCCGACCAGAACCCGGACCGAGGCCAAGGAACGCUGCGCAGGUCUGCCCACACCUCAACAAUGACCAUCCUGGAGGACGGAGACCUGCACACCUUCAGUCAGGAGCUGCCGGCCGUGUUUGACGGUGUGAAGCUGGCAGCCGUGGCGACGGUCCUCUACAUCCUCGUCCGCUGUCUGAACCUGAUGAGUCCCACUGCACCGCCAGAGAUCGUCUACCAGGACACGCUGCUCAGCCGAUACCUACUGAAGUCCUGCCCCAUGCUGACCAAAGAAUACAUUCCUCCCUUGCUCUGGGGGAAGAGCGGUCACCUCCAGACGGCUCUCUACGGCAAGAUGGGUCGUGUCAACACGCCCACGCCGCACGGGGUUCGCAAGUUCCUCCCGAUGCUGCAGGAUGGGGCUACAGCGACCUUCGACCUCUUUGAAGCCCUCGGAGACCACAGCACAGGAGAUGACAUCACCAUGGUAAUCUGCCCUGGGAUUGGUAACCAUAGCGAGAAAAACUACAUUCGGACCUUUGUGGAUUACUCCCAGCAGCAGGGCUACCGCUGCGCCGUCCUCAACCACCUGGGAGCCCUGCCCAACAUGGAGCUCACCUCGCCUCGCAUGUUCACCUGCGGCUGUACGUGGGAGUUUGCGGCCAUGGUGGGCUACAUCAGGCGAGCCUUCCCCCAGACGCUGCUCGUGGUGGUUGGCUUCAGCCUGGGAGGGAACAUUGUCUGCAAGUAUCUGGGGGAGAACCGGUCGAACCAGGAGCGAGUGCUGUGCGGCGUCAGCGUCUGCCAGGGCUACAGCGCCCUCAGAGCUCAGGAGACAUUCUUUCAGUGGGACCAGUGCCGCCGGCUCUACAACUUUGUUUUGGCGAACAGCAUGAAGAAGCUCAUCCUGCCGCACAGGGACAGUCUGCUGAGCCUAAACUCCAGCAGCAUCGCCGACGCAGACCUGAGUCGAGUGUCUGCAGCGACGUCUCUGAUGCAGAUUGACGACAGCAUCAUGAGAAAAUUCCACGGCUACAGCUCGCUGAACGAGUACUAUGAGAAGGAGAGCUGUGUGCACUACAUCCACAAAAUCACCGUGCCCUUACUCCUGGUGAAUUCCUUAGACGACCCGCUGGUUCACCCGUCGCUGCUGGCUGUCCCCCGCUCCCUCACAGAAAAGAUGCCCAAUGUGAUGUUUGCCCUGACCCAGCACGGAGGCCACAUGGGCUUCUUCGAGGGCGCGGUGCUGCUCCCCCAGCGCCUCUCCUGGAUGGACAAGGCCAUCGUGGAGUACGCCGACGCCAUCUGCCACUGGGAGAAGAAGAAGAGGUGGUCGCUCUGUGAGAGGAGCGGCCACGGAGACGCAAACGUCUGCUCGCUGAACACAGAGGCGACGCACAGCGGGUGACCCACACACGUGCGCAUGCACAUGCACGUGCACAACUUCCUGUGUGUGCGCUUGCUUUGCACACACAGGCUUUCCUGGGACAUGUGCGUGAGUUAGACUGAGUGCAAGAGGACGAACCGGGCGGGAAGUGGAAACACCGCAGCAGAAGAUUCCCUCUGCUGAGCUGCUUCCUCCUCUUUCGUUUAGCUUCUAGUCAAACGGCGGCUCGCCCUCUGCAGGCUGCUGCUUCUGCAGGUUUAGCAGCAGGCUGAACGAAGCGCGGCGAGAGGCGUGAAUAUGUCCUAUGAAUUCAGUCAAGGAAGAAGAAAUCUACCGAGUCAUCCAAGUGGAUUCUGUUCAUCCAUAUAAAACUCUCUGACGGCCUCGCCAGGACUCAAGUGCCUUGAUAUGAAUGCUAAUGCCUGUAAUAGUUUGGUUUCUGAUCCCAGAACACUAAUUCCAUGGUUUAGCAUGUUGCUCAUGUGGGCAGACUGAAACUCACCGUAUCUUACCAGAAGUGCCCGUUUGACACUUUGCACAUUAGUUGGCAAGUGAUUAAUGCCACAGCUUCCUGUUUCUUGUCAUGCAGUGAUUAAAAUCCUCUCUCCGAAAUGAAACUGUUAAUUACAAGAUAAAUGUUCUGACAGAUUU
Molecule: messenger RNA, 2281 nt
Organism: Salarias fasciatus (jewelled blenny)
Lineage: Eukaryota; Metazoa; Chordata; Actinopteri; Blenniiformes; Blenniidae
Gene: abhd2b
Product: abhydrolase domain containing 2, acylglycerol lipase b
Exons: 10
Coding region: 326-1651 (441 amino acids)
Biological process (GO): medium-chain fatty acid catabolic process; medium-chain fatty acid biosynthetic process; sperm capacitation
Cellular component (GO): sperm flagellum; sperm plasma membrane
Molecular function (GO): acetylesterase activity; monoacylglycerol lipase activity
Source: RefSeq, a predicted model, not a curated record